AUGGAUGAAAUUCCCAGGAAUUCCUUGAAGGCCAUCCUGUUGGAGUUAGAAUGUCACUUUACUUGGAAUUUACUGAAGAAAGACAUCGAUCUGUGUGAUGUGGAAGAUACAAUUGGGCAGCAGCUUGAGUUUCUUACGACAAAACCCAAACUGACUCUUUAUAACCUAUUGGCUUAUGUGAAACACCUAAAAGACCAAGAUAAAGAGGCUCUAAAGUGCUUGGAACAAGCAGAAGAAAUAAUCCAGCAAGAACACUCAGGCGAAGAAGAAGUGCGAAGUCUAGUCACUUGGGGAAAUUAUGCGUGGGUCUAUUACCGCAUGGGCCAACUUGAAGAAGCUCAGAAGUACAUAGACAAGGUAGGGAAGGUCUGUAAGAAACUGACCAGUCCUUGUAACUACACGUUGGCCCGCCCUGAGAUCAACUGUGAGAAAGGGUGAGCGCUCUUGAAAUUUGGAGGGAAAUAUUACCAAAAGGCGAAAGGAGCUUUUGAGAAGGCUCUGGAAGCAGAACCUGACAAUCCAGAAUUUAACAUCGGCUAUGCCAUCACGGUCUACCAGCUAGAUGAUUCCGACAGGGACGGUUCUAUAAAGAGCUUUUCUCUGGGCCCUUUAAGGAAAGCUGUUGCCCUGAACCCAGACAACGCCUACAUUAAGGUUUUCCUGGCCUUGAAACUUCAAGACGUGCAUGCAGAGGCUGAAGGAGAAAGGUAUAUUGAAGAAAUCCUGGACCAAAUAUCAGCCCAGCCUUACGUGCUUCAUUAGGCAGCCAAAUUCUACCGCAGGAAAAAUUCCUGGGACAAAGCUCUGGAGCUGUUAAAAAAGGCCUUGGAGGUGACCCCCACCUCGUCUUUCCUGCAUCACCAAAUGGGGCUCUGCUACAGGGCCCAGAUGAUCCACAUCAAGAAGGCCACGCGCAACAGGCCCAGGGGAAAGGAGAAGGCAGAAGUGGAAGAGCUGAUUGCCUGUGCUAUAUUUCACUUCCGAGCGGCGGUGGAACGCGACUCCAUGUUUGCCUUUGCCUACACAGACCUGGCCAACAUGUACGCCGAGGGAGGCCAGUAUAGACGAGCUGAAGACGUUUUCCAGAAAGCCCUUCUGCUGGAGAACAUUACUGACGAUCACAAACAUCAGAUCCAUUACCACUACGGCCGCUUCCAGGAAUUCCACCGCAGGUCGGAAAAGACUGCCAUUCUUCAUUACGUAGAAGCCUUAAAGGUCAAAGAAAGAUCGUCCCUGCGCCCCAAACUGACAAGUGCCGUGAAGAAAUUAGCUUCCAAGAGACUUGGUCACGAUGCCUUCGACGUGCAGAGUUUAAGUGCCCUGGGGUUCGUCUGUAAGCUGGACGGGGAGAAGAGGCGAGCUGCCGAGUACUACGAGAGGGCUCAGCAGAUGGACCCCGACAACGAGGAAUUCCUCACUGCGCUCUGUGAGCUUCGCCUUUCCAUUUAGAUGCCUUCUCUGGGAAACUGGUUCCAAAGCCCUACCCAUAUCCCAUUGGGCGGUUUCUAUUUUUGCAGGCUUAUU
Molecule: messenger RNA, 1524 nt
Organism: Echinops telfairi (small Madagascar hedgehog)
Lineage: Eukaryota; Metazoa; Chordata; Mammalia; Afrosoricida; Tenrecidae
Product: interferon-induced protein with tetratricopeptide repeats 5
Exons: 2
Biological process (GO): defense response to virus
Cellular component (GO): cytosol
Molecular function (GO): RNA binding; protein binding
Source: RefSeq, a predicted model, not a curated record